Aedes albopictus (Asian tiger mosquito) is the source of this 2710-nucleotide messenger RNA. RefSeq names its product sodium-independent sulfate anion transporter-like. Gene Ontology annotation, cellular component: plasma membrane. The record is from RefSeq and is a predicted model, not a curated record. Gene Ontology annotation, biological process: transmembrane transport. NCBI's taxonomy places the organism in Eukaryota, Metazoa, Arthropoda, Insecta, Diptera, Culicidae. Gene Ontology annotation, molecular function: sulfate transmembrane transporter activity. Bases 613 to 2448 code for a protein of 611 amino acids. The transcript has 4 exons.
UCUAGUUGCAAAUGCUCUUAUCGGAGUUUGUUUUCAGUUGAAUAAUCUAAUUUUAAUGGGUUUUGAUUUUGGCAACUCAGUGGACCGUUUUAUAAUCGCAUUUCUAGUGAGGUUUACGCCGGCUCGGUUAAGUUUGGCGUAAUGGUGCUUGAGUGAACAGUAGUGAGUUGUCUGAACCGUCUGGGCGGCCUCCUGGUAACAGGAACGACUGGAAUGGAAGUGAUGUGGAAACAUAGCCGGUACAGCAGACGCACCUCAUUGAAGGUUCAGCAGUAGAUUAUUUAUUUUUCCUCGGUGCGCUCCUAAUUAGAGGCGCUUUUUAUGGCAGUACAUGUAGUAAGCAACAGCAACGGCGGUGGUCGGUGGUCGGAGGUGGUCGCUGAUAAGGAGGAGCAACCCUCCUCCCCCAAGUGGGACGACGACACCACCGUCUCUAUGGAAAGAAGAGGCCUCGCCCGGCUGAUUUCGAGUUCAGUAAGUCUCUGAUUAGAGCCCGUUCCGGUUGUUGGUGGUCGUGGUGGCAAAAACGAGCAUCGAGAGAGAGUUCUGGGUUGAAAUUUAUCGGUUAUUGAGCUGGGUAACUGUCUGGUGUAACCCACAAGCGACUCGUAGAUGGACAAGUGCAAUGCCAACGGUGGAAAGAUGUAUCGGAACAUACCACAGCAUGAGAACGGAUUAGCGGUGACCGUGGGAGACGCAGAAGAUGACUACUCGGAGGAGUUACCCCAGCUCGGUGAGCUGUUUAAGUUCCGAAACGGUUGCUGUAGCACUAAACUGAUCAAAAAGCGCCUACCGAUUCUGACGUGGCUUCCCAACUACAACCGACAGUACCUAGUGGAAGACAUCGUUGCUGGAUUGACCGUGGGCCUGACGGUUAUUCCGCAAGGAAUUGCCUACGCCGUAGUGGCCGGAUUGGAGCCUCAGUAUGGGCUGUAUUCGGCGUUCAUGGGAUGCUUCGUGUACUUUGUGUUCGGUAGCUGCAAGGACAUUACGAUAGGACCAACGGCCAUCAUGUCGCUGAUGGUGCAGAUCCACGUGGCCAAUUUGGGACCUCCAUUUGCCAUGCUGUCCGCGUUUCUGGCGGGCUGCAUAAUUCUGAUACUUGGUUUGCUAAAUUUGGGCUUUUUAGUGCAGUUCAUUUCCAUGCCCGUGACGGCUGGAUUCACCUCAGCAGCGGCCAUAACCAUCGCUAGUGGUCAGGUCAAAUCGCUGCUGGGUCUCCCCGGAAAAUCCAACGAAUUCCUAGACUCGUGGGAGAACGUCAUCCACAAUAUCCACCAGACCAAGCUGUGGGAUUCGCUUCUCGGAAUCGGAACAAUUGUGGUCCUCCUGUUGAUGAUGCAGCUGAAGAAUCUGGAAGGUUCAUGGAAAACGUUCGGAAAGUACAUUUCGCUGUCCCGGAAUGCCAUUGUCGUAAUUGGUGGAACUGUGCUCGCUUACUGUCUCAGCACAGAUGGCGUGGCUCCCUUCCAGCUGACCGGCAACGUCACGUCCGGAUUACCGCCGGUACAGUUGCCACCGUUUUCCGCAGUGGUCCACAACCAAACCUACUCCUUCACGGAUAUGGUCUCCGAACUGGGAACUUCCGUCAUCGCACUGCCCCUAAUCGCCAUUCUGGAGAGCAUCGCCAUUGCCAAAGCCUUCUCCAAGGGCAAGUCCAUCGAUGCCACCCAGGAAAUGAUCGCCCUCGGACUGUGCAACAUCGUCGGAUCGUUUUUCUCCUCGAUGCCCGUAACCGGUUCGUUUACUCGAUCGGCCGUCAAUAACAGUAGUGGCGUACGAACUCCGGCCGGUGGCAUCACCACUGGCAUCAUCGUCCUACUGGCGCUAGGUCUUCUGGCCGGUACCUUCUUCUACAUUCCGAAAACCGUGCUGGCCGCGGUGAUCAUCGCCGCCAUGUUCUUCAUGGUGGAAUUUCACGCGGCUGCGGAAAUCUGGCGCACAAAGAAGAUUGACAUCAUUCCUUUUUUUGUCACGCUCAUCACCUGUCUGCUACUGGGCCUCGAAUACGGAAUGGUCAUCGGAAUCGGCGUCAACAUGUGCUUUGUGCUUUAUCAAACUUCUCGACCGACCAUCCGGCAUUACAUCGAACGAGUCGGCAACGUCGACAUGCUAGUUGUCGUUCCUGACCAAAGUCUGGUCUACUCUUCUGCAGAGUACCUCAAAGCUCGGGUCGUCAAAUUGUCCCAACAGAAUCCGGUUGAACUGGUUGUCAUCGAUGGCUACGCGGUCAACUACAUCGACUCUACGGUGGCCAAGAUCCUCGCAGGCAUCAUCGAAGAUCUGAAGAUUCAGGAACGACCGGUUGUGUUUUGGAACUGGCAGCGAGCGGUACAGCACACGGCAUUCCGCCUGGAUGCGGAACUGUUUGUGCCUCGCUUCAAAUCCGGAAGCUCGCUGGACGAGAUUGCCAAGUGCUGGUCGCUGGACAAUCGAAUCGAGGCGUGAUCGGGCUUGUGCAUUCGGUAAGAUGUGAUAGUUCUGAGUACGUAUUCGAGUAGUUUAGUAACUUAUUGUGAGGGAAUUUACGCCCUUAAGAUAGAGAUAUUUUAGGUAACGUAUCAAUCGACGACCUAGUAUUAUUCGGUUACUACCUGCCAAGGUAAUCUAGAGUAAGCAGUGAGGUGAUGAUGGUGCGCAUUUUACAUAUUGAGUAGAAAUAAUAAAUUCGCAAGCGCGUACAGGCUACGGCGGUGCGAAUACUAGUCAA